AACAGCGGUGCGGUGUGGGUGUGUGUCGCUGGUCGCUCGUCUCUGUGACUCGCCGCCUCACCCUUCGGUAGCCUGUGACGGGGAGUGUUUUUUUCGGCGGCUUGAACCUCUUGGGGGUAAGGAGGAGGAUAAGUGCGGAGGCUUUCAGUGGUAGAGGUCAGGUAAUGAACGAAUCGGUGAGGCGGAAAAAAUUAAUGAAGUGACGCUGAUGUACACGAGUAAAUGUGACUUGUGGAGAGAGGAAAACAUACUCCAACAAUAAAGAUAAAACAGAAUCAGUGACGCGAACAAAACAAGAGGACUGGCAAAGAACAAAUGAACAAAAAACAAACAAACAAAACAAAAACGAACGUAAAGAAAAAAAAAACGUGAUAUCCCAUGAAAAUGAACUAGAUAAGUUAAGAACCUAAGAAAAUUAACAGAAAAGGGAACACACGUAGAUUUUCUAUACAUAAACUAUACAGUAGAUAGCAUAUAGUUACUAAGAUAGAAAAAUAAGACUGAUAGCGAGUGUUGACGAUAAAUAGAAUUACUACUACUACUUCUACUACUACUGCUAUUACUACUACUACUACUACUACUACUACUACUACUACUACUACUAUUACUACUACUACUACGACUACUAUUACUAGCAGUACUACUACCAACACACAAGCAAGACAAGCCUAAGUUUAAGCCAGCGUCAACAGCAAGUCAUCACUCCUUUCUCUAACACCCCCGGAUCUACUACAGCUCCCCCACCCUCACCUCACAAAGGUCCACAAUGGCUCGGAAGCUGCAGAAAUUUAUGAUCCUCUUCGACAACCCGAACCUCCUUUAUUUCCCUGGUCACUUCAUCUCCGGCAGGGUGAUUGUGGAGCUUGAGGAGGACACUUCAGUACUGGGUGUGUACUUCCACGUGGUCGGUGAGGGCGUGGUGCGCGUGAUGGACAGACGCCAACACAUCUACACCGAUAAGGAAAACUACAUCGACUUCAGGAUGCGUCUUCUUGGCGAGCCAGACGAGCGAUACCCCAUGGAGAACGAGGAACACCAGACGCCCCGGGGUCAGGGCCCCAUCCUGCUGUCUCCGGGGAUCCACAGUUUCCCCUUCAAGCUGGGUCUGCCACUCGGCUUGCCUUCCACCUUCCUGGGCAAGCACGGCUGGGUCCAGUACUACUGCAAGGCCGCCCUAAGGGAACCCAACGGCCUCACGCACAAGAACCAGCAAGUGUUUAUCGUCAUGAACCCGAUCGACCUCAACGUGGAGCCUUCCAUCCUGGCGCAACCCUUCCACUGCGAGAUUGAGCACAACUUGGGGAUGACGUGUCUGUCGCGUGGCCCUGUCUCCUGCCGCGUAAGGCUGGACCGAGGAGGUUACGUGCCCGGUGAGACCAUCAGUGUGUGGGCCAGGGUGCAGAACCAGAGCAAGGUUACCAUCAAGAAGACCAGAGCCUGUCUCACUGAGACGAUCCAGUACAUGUCGAAGAGCAAGGUGGUGCAGACGGAGACGCGGGAGCUGUCCUCGGUGGCUCGCGGGAAAGUCAAGCCGAGCGACACAGACGACUGGAAAAACGAGCAGCUGUACGUGCCGCCCCUGCCUCCCACCAACUUGCGCGGGUGUCACCUCAUCCGCAUUCAGUAUGACGUGUUUUUCAUCAUUGAGCCCAACAACCUGGAGAAGGAGAUCAGGCUGCAGCUGCCGAUCAUGAUGGCCACCUACCCUUACCGCAACUCUGACGGCACACUCAAGAAGAAGCGCGGCGCCCAGUACCCAGAUUCGCUGCCCAUCUUCAGGCCCUGGCUCAACAACAAGUCCUUCGAGUGACAUCCACCACACCCACCACACUCAAGUCCACCACAGCCUCUAGCUUCUUAACCUUCGUCAACGCCUCCGUCACGUUCCUUAGCCCUGCGGUUCAAGCUCUCUCUCUCUCUCUCUCUCUCUCUCUCUCUCUCUCUCUCUCUCUCUCUCUCUCUCUCUCUCUCUCUCUCGCUCCGUUACGUGAUACACAGAUAACUAGACUGAAGGAUAUAUUCUUAAACGCUUUGUUUUCUCAACUCCCAUCACGACUGUUUUCAAAGACCACAGAGAUGAAUAUUCAAGUUUUCAUGAGUGUUUACUUCCUGGUGAUGCAGAAUUAUUCUUUAACUGUCUACUAGUGUCAGGAGGGCACCCUUGACACACCCAAUAACUUCCACUAGAGCCUGUUGAGUGGUCCAGGGGAAACGCUGAUAGGUUUGAAAUUCAGCGCCUAAGAGUUUCGAGGAAGGAACUGACGGGGAAUUGAGUUCUAUGGAUUUCAAGCACCAAGCCAAGUUGUCUGUGAGGUGCUGAUGUUGUAAUGUUUAUAUUACGUGAAUAAACUGAAGCUUGGAUGAAAACGAUAUAAUGUUAGAUAGAGAUGAUGUAACAGUUAUCAAGGAAGCGAAACUACUUGCUAUAUACAAUAUUUCAGGUACUGGUUAAAAGUUGAAAGAAUAAUGAAGAUAUUUUGGUUUUCCGUGUUUAGGUAACCUAUACACAAAUAUUCUUUUUUUUUCUUUUCUUUUCUUUUUUUUUUUUUUUUUACUUUUCACGAAGGUGCAGUAUUGUGAUUUGUUUUGAAUUUAUUUCUGACUCUUGUACGUACAUCAGGAAACUAUUUUGUGUGAUAACCAAUGAUUUGUGUACAGACUGAAUUUUUGUUUAUUCAUCUUAUGUAUUGAGAUAUAUGAAUAACUGUCCAAGUUAUGAUGACCUGAUGAAAUGUACUUAAUAAAACUGAAGGGAUGGAAACCUAUUAACAUUUUUAUGGGAGCGGGACUGGAGCAGCAAAACAUUUUCUAACACUACUCACUAUCUAAGUCUGUUCAGAUUAACUCAGCCUCGUCUUUUCCAUCCAGCGACCGUCCCACGCGUCCUUCAGUCCUUCCGCGUAAUGAUAACUGUGGAAUCCCUCGUCAGUGUGAGGCAACAGACCACAGUGGUGGCGGGGCAAUGCUGGCCUCUUGUUUGCUGCUUCCACGCUCAAUCUCCUUCCUCUCGCCCACACCCGAGGCUUUACACGAUGCUCAAAAAGUUAUGAGAACGACGAUGAAGGUUCAUGAAGUGUGUAACUUAUCCUCAUGGAAACAAGGCUCCUACGUCUACUUACAUAUUAUCAUUGUUGUUGUUAUUAUUAUUAUUAUUAUUAUUAUUAUUAUUAUUAUUAUUAUUAUUAUCAUUAUUAUUAUUAUUAUUAUUAGUUUUAUUUUCAUCAUUAUUAUCAUUAUUACAACUGCCACUCUUGCAGCUGUACUACUAGUAUAUCAGACAAACUAUACAGAAAGGGAUCAAACCAAGAGCAGCAGCACGUCACAGAGAGUUUAACGCCGUUCCCUGUGCCGCGCCUGGCAGGCUGGCGAGGCGGAGUGAGGUGGGCGCGCCAACACUCCCCCACUCUGGCGGCAGAGUGUUCCCGCCGCCAGCCAUUGCCGCCGCGGCCUUCAAAGCGCGAUGCCGUUUCAAGUUUCAAGGCAGCCAGUUUCUGCUCACGUGUCUAGCGUAAAAGCUUAAGCUUCACUUAAUGCUGUCUCCGCUGCUGCAGGUGGUGCGCCGCUGCAUCAGAGUCGCCGCGUGCAGUAAUGCAUACAUGCUGUGCUUGGGACGCGCUUCGCAACACCUGCUUGUCAGGACCACGCGCUGGGCAGCUGCACGCGUCACGCCACAAACUGCGGUGUGGCGGUGCCAAGAGGUCAACACUUCCUGAGCCAACCAGUGAUGUACGAGUACCUCACCCCGCCCGUGUGGCGCGAGGCGGCAGCCGCUGACCCGGCGAGUAAGGCACCACCAGGAUGGUGUUUGGGAACAGCUUGACAGUUUUCGUAAAGGGUGAAACACACUGGCAGCUGAUGCCUGGCGCUCCCCGCAACACCUACCCAGGCCGAGCAUACAGCAGGUGUUCAAGAGGCACAACACUCUGCAUUCAUCGCUGGCCACGCACUUCUGUACACCCACGAUGAAUACACUUCUCUUUUGUAGUCAUUAAGCCUUCGAAACUGAUGUGACGUAAGUAAUGUGACGUUUAUGAAAAUGCUCCUUUUCCUUUUCUUACGCGACACACACACACACACACACACACACACACACACACACACACACACUCUGCUGCCUUCCCUCCUCACUGUAUCACACCCGCCACGGUGCCAUACCUCCCCGCAGCAAGGAACUCCCCAACACUCGCCACACACUGGUCGCCGCGCUGCCGUCAUGUCUGUCUGUCUGCCCGUCACUCUUCCUACAAGCGUCACUCUUUCAGAAAUGCUUCCAGGAUGAAGUUGAACUUGUCAUUUGUUGCUGUACAUUGUCGGUAUUUUGUUGUUUAUGAUGUAUGCUUAUCUAUGUACCUAUCUAUCCAUUUGUCUAUCCAUUUAUUACCAAAGUUUUGUUUAUGGAAGUCUUUUAACUGCUGUCAAUCCCUGUCACUUAGAACCAUGAUUUAUUCACAGCUAUGGCUUAAUUUGUAGACAGUUUUUUCUAAAUAAAGAUUCAUGAAA
Scylla paramamosain (green mud crab) is the source of this 4500-nucleotide messenger RNA. RefSeq names its product arrestin domain-containing protein 17-like (gene Vdup1). Gene Ontology annotation, cellular component: cytoplasm. The coding region runs from base 767 to 1810 and encodes 347 amino acids. Gene Ontology annotation, biological process: protein transport. The record is from RefSeq and is a predicted model, not a curated record. The transcript has 8 exons. NCBI's taxonomy places the organism in Eukaryota, Metazoa, Arthropoda, Malacostraca, Decapoda, Portunidae.